Messenger RNA from Lycium ferocissimum, 916 nucleotides. RefSeq lists its product as uncharacterized. Gene Ontology annotation, molecular function: cysteine-type peptidase activity. The coding region runs from base 1 to 867 and encodes 288 amino acids. The transcript has 4 exons. The record is from RefSeq and is a predicted model, not a curated record. Gene Ontology annotation, biological process: proteolysis. NCBI's taxonomy places the organism in Eukaryota, Viridiplantae, Streptophyta, Magnoliopsida, Solanales, Solanaceae.
AUGGCGGAUAUUGAUACUCCAAGACGAAAUACACGAGGUACUGUAAAAGAUUAUGAUAGUCCUAGAAUUUCAUUGGGUUUAUCUCAACAUCAACAUGCAAUUGCAGGAGAAUCUGCAAAAGCAAAAGUUGUUGUUGAGUUAAGAAGCAAGAAGAUUAACAAUCCCUCAAGGAUUCGUCAACUUAAAGGUACUGAAGUUCCAAAAUCAAGCAAGCCGAAAGUUAAUGUUUCUGUGAAACAAGGUUCCAAAGUGUCUCAACCUAAGAAGAGAAAAGGAUUCAAGCAUUCCUCUGAUGGUAAUGUAGAUCUGGGAAAGGAUGAACAGGAAUCUAAAUUUUAUGUUAAGCGUCAUCCCGAAAGGGCUCCAUCAAUGCAAUGCCGAACUGAUGUUUUUUACUUUUACGUGCGUGUGUGUUUGUACAUUUGCAACUCAUACCGAGCUGCAGGUCAUGAUGCCAUUGUUAGAAGAGAAAUACACAAGCUAGCCACCCUUUUGCCACAUCAUUUACAACUGGCUGGGUUUUAUAAGAAUAAAAGAGACAUCGAUUUUAUUAACCACCCAAAAUUCAAGGGCAAACAACAGACUGAUGACUUUGAUAUUGUGUAUGUGAACAAACUGCCACAACAAGCCUCCGGAUCCAUGGAUUGUGGUGUUCACGUUGCAGCAUUUGUUGAGUACUUGUGUUCUGGUAGAUUGAUUCCAGAAAAGAUCGAUGCAGAAAUUCUACUACAGAGAUACGACGCUUUACUUUGGGAAUAUGGAUGGCAAAAGGGUGAUUUGAAUGCCUUCAGUGAUAAUGAACUGCCUCCAAAGGCAUGUAGGCCUGCAAUAGAUUUUGAUGAUGUUGCCAUAGUAGUUCUUAAUUAGUCCGUUAGGUUUUUAAUGUUUGAACUCUGUUGUUUACAUUAAUGUUAGU